Melanotaenia boesemani (Boeseman's rainbowfish) is the source of this 432-nucleotide messenger RNA. It is a transcript of the gene atoh7, whose product is annotated as atonal bHLH transcription factor 7. The record is from RefSeq and is a predicted model, not a curated record. Lineage: Eukaryota; Metazoa; Chordata; Actinopteri; Atheriniformes; Melanotaeniidae. Bases 1 to 432 code for a protein of 143 amino acids. Gene Ontology annotation, molecular function: protein dimerization activity. The transcript has a single exon.
AUGAAGUCUCGUCGACCUAGCUGCACUGACUCUGGAUCUGAGUCCUCAGAGCCAGACUCCAAGAGCCCAGAGAAGUACGAGACUGCCACAAGGAGACGAAUGGCUGCCAACGCCAGAGAGAGAAAAAGGAUGCAGGGCCUGAACACAGCUUUUGAUUGCUUACGUAAAGUGGUGCCCCAGUGGGGACAAGACAAAAAACUCUCCAAAUAUGAGACCCUACAGAUGGCACUCAGCUACAUCAUGGCCCUCAACCGGAUCCUGACAGACGCCAGGAGGCACACUGCUCCUCACAGGCAGUGGUUGGACCUGCAGUUUGACGUAGUGCAGCCUGAAAACUACUCCUGCCUCAUGAGGUAUGAGCAUCCUCCAGGAGAGGAGCAAGUCCACUCAUCGUUCUCCUACCAGUACGACGGCUAUCAGGUCCACGCAUAA